Lytechinus pictus (painted urchin) is the source of this 1834-nucleotide messenger RNA. RefSeq names its product perlucin-like protein. The transcript has 3 exons. Bases 34 to 621 code for a protein of 195 amino acids. Gene Ontology annotation, molecular function: signaling receptor activity. NCBI's taxonomy places the organism in Eukaryota, Metazoa, Echinodermata, Echinoidea, Temnopleuroida, Toxopneustidae. The record is from RefSeq and is a predicted model, not a curated record.
GAACUGUUUUAGUAUAAGAAUGGGUGCCUGGCUAUGUUAAUUUCAUUCUUCGAGUCGCCAUCACCAAGAAUAGAAGGUAUCAUGGCUUUCAAGAAUAUCUUUGUGGUUCUUUUCGUUGGUACCAUCAUCCAGUUUGUGGCCGAUGCCCAGGAGUGUAGCUUGAGAGAAUCUGUUGGGGCACUUCUUGAAAGUUGUAGUGCGUUGACAGCAACGCAAUGUCCAGAUGGCUGGGAACGGUCUAAGAAGACCGGUUCCUGUUACUACUAUCUCCAAGAAGAAAUGUCGUGGAACAAUGCUAGAACAGACUGCAGGAAUAUGGGAGGAGAGUUGGCUAGUCUGACUAACAGGGAAGAGAUUGGCUUUGUUCAAGACUACAUUCUAUCUAUCAUUGGUUCAGCUUCCUGGAAGAACGUCUGGAUAGGGAUCAUGCGGGACGGUAACAAAUGGCGAUGGUUGGAUGGAAGUGAGCUCGCCAUACCCGCCAAAGCAUUUUGGUAUCCCGGCGAACCAAACAACGCGAGCGGUGGAGAAAACAUCGGGGAGUUGUAUGCCUCCGGGCUCAUCAACGACGAAUCUCAAACAAGUAAAACACGACCCGCUAUCUGCGAGAUGACGAUGUAAACAACAACAUCAUCAACCAGGCAUGGCAUCAACAACAACAUCAUCAACAAAAACACGUGAUCACAAUAUCGUCGUAUUUCAUUCCAAGAAUCCAGGGUUCGACCAAUAAAAGGCAGCAUGUCAUUCUGUGUGGCAUCCCAAAUAUAUUGUCCUUCGUGUUUAUGUUUAAUAGUUUGGGGAAAUCAUGGUGAAAUUAAAUCAAAUCGUUAAUGCGUCUUUGAAUCCUUAAUCCGUUGCUAAGGCAUAUAUGCCAGGCUAGUUGUGAAAUGAAUAUGAUACCUGGCAAAAGAUAAGUGGUUAAAUAAAAGCUGUUGAGUUCGAUGUAUCAACUUUUACUUAGUAAACAAUGGACAAAAAUAAAUUUCAAAAUGUUAGAACCUCUAUGUAAAAAGCUGUUAAUCCAGCUCAUUAUAAUUUCUCUCCUAAAUGUUCUUCAGCUGUAAUUUUAUAUCUAUUUCAUUCAGCAGUUGAUCAUAAUGACCCUCAACAUGUAUUCUCAGAUAGGCAUAUCAUUUAAUUUUGCAAUAGUUGAAUAAAAUCAUAGACCAUAGAUCAUAGACUUUGUUUCCCUUUUUACUGUUUUAGGAAUUGCGUUCUUCAUAGUAUACAGGCUAUCGUUUUCAAGUAAGAAACCCAGUAAUCAGUGAGAAUUAAAAAAAAAAUGAUUUGACGCAGGUGCAUGUAUUUUUCUUUCUUUCUUCUUUGGCAGUUUAGUUGUUGUUGCCUUGUUUUGGAGUAUAUGUGCUUAAAAGAAAGGUUGAAAAUAUGUAUCUUCAGAAUCAGAAUUAAAACUAAAUCAAUAUUUCAGUCAAUCACAAACCAUAAUGGUCUGCACACUGGCGGAUUCAGGGGGGGGGGGGGCAAAGCCGGCCUGUGCCCCCCUUUUGAGAGGCACAGUUAAAAUUUGUAAUGUAAAAAUGCCGUUAAAACUUUAGUGUGCCCCCCUUGGAAGUGAAGACUUUUUUUUGCUUGCUUGUCCAAUUGUUUCGUGGACGAAAUAUCCUUAAUUUUUUUAUUAUUAUUUUUUGCUUGUCAAAGUUUCCUCGGAAAAAAAUAAAAUGUGCCCCCGGCCCUUUUGGAAAAUCCUGGAUCCGCCCCUGGGUCUGGAUGACUUUAGAUCCAUGGAUUUAAGAGUGUAACAAAAUUGAUAUUUUUGAAACAAAAUGAGACCUUUAUAUAAAUAAGAUCUUUAAAUGAUCAAUGAUGUAACACC